This is a messenger RNA of Scatophagus argus, 9065 nucleotides long. RefSeq names its product kinesin family member 1B (gene kif1b). Gene Ontology annotation, molecular function: ATP binding; microtubule motor activity; microtubule binding. Gene Ontology annotation, biological process: microtubule-based movement. The transcript has 49 exons. Lineage: Eukaryota; Metazoa; Chordata; Actinopteri; Scatophagidae. The record is from RefSeq and is a predicted model, not a curated record. Bases 358 to 5763 code for a protein of 1801 amino acids.
CGAGGGAGUUGACGUAAUCUCUUCGGUAAAUCAAGGCAAUCCAUCAAUUCCUCUUUUCGCUUGUGUGCCGAUAGACGUCCGCCCUGCAUCUCUACUGGAAAAUAAACUCGUCAAGAAGUCACCGGUUGCAACUCCCAGGUCUACCCGGCGGAGGGUACCGCUAUAAUGGGUGUUUCUGACCAAAGUGGAGUUAAUAACAGUUUUCGUGCUCGCGGAUUCAGAUAAAAAAACAACACAUCUUGACGCCCGCUAGCUAACGUUAGUUCUCGGCGCUAUCCUAUGCUGUUGUCUUGGUGAGAAUCUUCAAACGAGGGAUAUACAAGGAAUCGUACUGGGAGACAGUCAUAAACCGCAAACAUGUCUGGGGCGUCUGUAAAAGUCGCUGUUCGAGUCCGGCCCUUCAAUUCCAGGGAAAUGAGCAAGGAAUCAAAAUGUAUCAUUCAGAUGCAAGGCAACACUACAACUAUUUCCAAUCCCAAAGCCCCAAAGGAACCAGCAAAGACCUUCAGUUUUGAUUAUUCAUACUGGUCACACACUACACCUGAAGACCCGAGCUUUGCAUCACAGAACCGGGUGUACAAUGAUAUUGGAAAGGAAAUGCUGGAGCAUGCCUUUGAAGGCUACAAUGUCUGCAUCUUUGCCUAUGGACAGACAGGAGCUGGCAAAUCCUAUACGAUGAUGGGCAAGCAGGAGGAGGGACAGGAAGGAAUCAUUCCUAUGCUUUGUGAAGAUCUGUUCGAGAAAAUCAAUGAGGACAGCAACAAAGAGGAGCUCUCCUUCUCAGUCGAGGUCAGUUACAUGGAAAUCUACUGUGAGCGGGUGCGAGAUUUGCUCAACCCUAAGAACAAAGGGAACCUGCGAGUGCGAGAGCACCCGCUAAUGGGCCCGUAUGUGGAGGACCUGUCCAAGCUAGCUGUCACCUCCUACACAGACAUCGCUGACCUAAUGGAUGCAGGCAACAAGGCCAGAACUGUGGCUGCCACGAACAUGAAUGAGACCAGCAGCAGGUCCCAUGCUGUUUUCACCAUCGUCUUCACACAGAGGAAACAUGACAGCGAAACAGACCUCUCCACAGAAAAGGUCAGUAAAAUUAGUCUGGUAGACUUGGCAGGCAGUGAACGAGCAGAUUCCACUGGAGCUAAAGGUACCAGGCUAAAGGAGGGAGCAAACAUCAACAAGUCUCUCACCACAUUAGGAAAAGUAAUCUCAGCCUUGGCUGAAGUGGAUAAUUGUACCAGCAAGAGCAAGAAGAAGAAGAAGACUGACUUCAUUCCUUACAGAGACUCUGUUCUGACAUGGCUGCUGAGGGAGAACUUGGGUGGAAACUCCAGAACAGCCAUGGUAGCUGCCCUCAGUCCUGCAGAUAUCAACUACGAUGAAACUCUAAGCACGCUCCGUUAUGCGGACCGAGCUAAGAACAUCAAAUGCAACGCUGUCAUCAAUGAGGAUCCCAACAAUAAGCUGGUGCGUGACCUGAAGGAUGAAGUGGCUCGACUGAAGGAGCUGCUCCGUGCCCAGGGCCUGGGAGACAUCCUGGACAUUGAUCCUAUGGGGGAUGAUUGCCCAGGCAGUGGAAUCAAAUCCCCUAUUGGUUCCCUGACAGCCUCUCCAUCCUCUGGCUCACUGUGCAGCCAGGUGGGCCUUCAGUCAGUCUCCAGCAUUCAGGAGCGUAUCAUGUCCACCCCUGGAGGAGAGGAGGCUAUCGAAAGACUCAAGGAAUCAGAAAAGAUCAUUGCUGAGCUCAAUGAAACCUGGGAAGAGAAACUGCGAAAGACGGAGGCAAUCCGCAUGGAGAGGGAGGCCUUGCUUGCUGAGAUGGGUGUGGCAAUCCGUGAAGAUGGAGGCACUUUGGGGGUCUUCUCUCCUAAAAAGACUCCACACCUCGUUAACCUGAAUGAGGAUCCUCUCAUGUCAGAGUGUCUACUUUACUACAUCAAAGACGGAAUUACAAGGGUGGGUCAGGCUGAUGCUGAAAGACGACAGGACAUUGUUUUAAGUGGUGCUCACAUCAAAGAAGAGCACUGCAUCUUUCGCAGCGAGAGGAAUGCCAAUGGAGAUGUUAUCGUCAUGCUGGUGCCCUGUGAGGGAUCAGAAACCUAUGUUAAUGGAAAGCGUGUCGAGGAUGCCAUCCAGCUUCGUUCAGGGAACCGUAUCAUUAUGGGAAAGAACCACGUCUUUCGAUUCAACCACCCUGAACAGGCAAGAGCUGAGAGGGAGAAGACACCAUCUGCUGAAACCCCUGUGGAGCCGGUGGAUUGGACCUUUGCUCAGAGAGAGCUUCUGGAAAAGCAGGGCAUCGACAUGAAACAGGAGAUGGAGAAACGGCUCACUGAGAUGGAAAUCUUGUACAAAAAGGAGAAGGAAGAAGCCGACCAGCUUCUGGAGCAGCAGCGACUGGUGUACGAGAGUAAAUUGCAGGAACUUCAGAAACAGGUGGAGACAAUUUCUCUUGUAGCUGAGACACCUGAUGAAGAAGAGUUGGAGGAGGAGGAGGAAGAGGAAGUGCCAUGGACUCAGCACGAGUUUGACUUGGCUCAGUGGGCCUUCAGGAAGUGGAGGUACCAUCAGUUUACGUCCCUCCGUGACCAGCUUUGGGGAAACGCCGUCUAUCUGAAGGAGGCCAAUGCCAUUAGUGUAGAGCUAAAGAAGAAAGUCCAGUUCCAGUUUGUCUUGCUGACAGACACACUUUACUCUCCGCUGCCACCUGAGCUCUCGUCACCAGAGCCAGAGAAAGAGCGAGACUCCAGGCCUUUCCCCCGCACUGUGGUGGCUGUAGAAGUUCAGGACCUAAAGAAUGGGGCCACACACUACUGGUCCCUGGAUAAACUCAAGCAGAGGCUGGACCAAAUGAGAGAGAUGUAUGAUCGUGCUGGAGAAAUGGCCUCCACAAACCAGGAGGAUGGCGAGGGAACUCUGACAGGAAAUGAUCCUUUCUAUGACCGCUUCCAUUGGUUUAAACUUGUGGGGAGCUCCCCCAUCUUCCAUGGUUGUGUCAAUGAGCACCUGGCCGACCGCACGCCCUCGCCUACCUUCUCCACCACCGACUCUGAGAUCACCGAGCUGGCGGACGAGCGACAGAGUGAGAUGUCUGACUUUAUUGACGAUGAGGCAUUUGUGGACGACACGAGCUCCGACGCGGGCACCGAGGAGGGUUCGGACAUCUUCAGCGACGGCCAGGACCCCUUCUAUGACCGCUCCCCCUGGUUCAUUCUAGUGGGAAGAGCUUUUGUGUACCUGAGCAACCUGCUGUACCCUGUACCACUGGUGCACCGUGUUGCCAUAGUAACAGAGAAGGGUGAGGUGCGUGGUUUCCUGCGUGUGGGGGUUCAGGCUAUAGCUGCUGACGAGGAGGCUCCAGACUACGGGUCAGGAGUUAGACAGUCAGGAACUGCCAAGAUCUCCUUUGAUGAUGAGUACUUCAAAAAGAAUGACUUUCCCUCCACCGUAAUGACCCGUUCCGGCUUGUCGCUGGAAGAGCUGCGCAUAGUGGAGGGUCAGGGUCAGAGUUCAGAGGUCAUCACACCCUCAGAGGAGCUCAACAGAAUCAAUGACAUGGACCUCAAACUGGGUAACAUAGCAGAGACCAAGCUGAGUUGUGGUGACGGUCUGGCAGGUCAGCUGGAGGUUGGCAGCAUCUUUACCUUCCGUGUUACUGUGCUUCAGGCCAGCGGCAUCCCGCCGGAGUAUGCAGAUAUCUUCUGCCAGUUCAACUUCCUGCAUCGUCACGACGAGGCCUUUUCCACUGAGCCUCUGAAGAACACCGGCAAAGGAGCUCCUCUGGGCUUUUAUCAUGUCCAGAAUAUUUCAGUAGAGGUCACAGAGUCCUUUAUUGAGUAUAUCAAGAGUAAGCCCAUCGUGUUCGAAGUGUUCGGCCACUACCAGCAACACCCGCUGCACCUUCAUGGCCAGGACCUGAUCAGUCCUCCAACACCUUCAAGGAAAUAUUAUCCGAUUCCCAUGCCUCUGUCUAAACCAGUUCCAGCCACCAAGUUGAACACCAUCACCAAGUCCAACUUGGGUCAGUGUGUCAGCAAGUACGACCUGCUGGUCUGGUUUGAGAUCAGCGAGCUGGAGCCCACUGGAGAGUACAUCCCAGCUGUCGUGGAUCACAGCGGGGGACUGCCCUGCCAUGGCACCUACCUACUGCACCAGGGGAUCCAGCGGAGGAUCACGGUGACUCUCAUCCACGAGAAGGGAAGUGAGCUUCACUGGAAGGAUGUUCGUGAGCUGGUUGUGGGUCGCAUCAGGAACAAGGCCGAAGUGGACGAUAGCGCUGCCGAUGCGGUCCUAUCCCUCAACAUCAUUUCUGCUAAGAACAUCAAGUCGUCCCACAACUCCAACAGGACUUUCUAUCGCUUUGAGGCAGUGUGGGACAGCUCCCUGCACAACUCCCUCCUCCUCAACCGAGUCACUCCGUAUGGAGAGAAGAUCUUCAUGACCCUGUCUGCAUAUCUGGAGCUGGACCAUUGCAUCCAGCCUGCUAUUAUUACCAAAGACAUCUGCAUGGUCUUCUACUCCCGAGACGCAAAGAUAUCUCCUCCCCGUUCCCUCAGGAACCUGUUUGGGAGCGGAUACUCCAAAACCCCUGACUGCAAUCGAGUCACUGGCAUCUACGAGCUGAGCUUGUGCAAGAUGUCCGACACAGGAAGCCCAGGGAUGCAGCGGAGGAGGAGGAAGGUCCUGGACACAUCAGUGGCUUAUGUGCGUGGAGAGGAGAACCUGGCUGGCUGGAGGCCCAGAGGAGACAGUCUCAUCCUGGAGCACCAAUGGGAGUUAGACAAAAUGGAGCAGCUGCAUGAGGUGGAGAAGACCCGUCACCUGCUCCUGCUGAGGGAGAAGCUGGGAGAUGCGGCUCCAGUGGGACCAGCUCCCACCGCCAAGUCCCUGAGCGAGCCGCUGUCCCCCAGCAUGAGCUCGGGCACCCUGUCCACCUCCACGUCCAUCUCCUCACAGAUCUCCAGCACCACCUUUGAAAGCGCCAUCACACCCAGCGAGAGCAGUGGCUACGACUCGGCUGACAUUGAGAGCCUGGUGGAUCGUGAGAAGGAGCUGGCUACUAAGUGCCUGCGCCUCCUGACACACACCUUCAACAGUGAAUAUAACCAAGUGGUCAACAGUAUCAGUGACUGUAAGCUGUCUGACAUCUCACCAAUGGGACGUGACCCAUCAGUGACCAGCUUCAGCAGCGCCACCCUCACUCCCUCCUCCACCUGCCCUUCAUUGUCGGACUCCCGCUGUGGUUCCAUGGACCAGAAGACCCCAGAGAACAACUCCCGUGCCUCCAGUCCAUCCUGCUCAGACUAUGAAAACUUCCCAAUGGUUCCCUCUCUGGAGACCUCGUACCUCGCACGGGCGGGAAAGAAUGAGUUCCUCAACUUGGUGCCUGAUAUUGAAGAAAUGAGGCCAGGAUCGGUAGUGUCUAAGAAGGGUUUCCUCAGCUUCAUGGAGCCGCGCUCCAACUCGUGGGUGAAACACUUUGUGGUUGUGCGCCGGCCCUACGUCUUCAUCUACAACAGCGACAAGGACCCGGUGGAGCGCGGUGUCCUUAACCUGUCCACAGCACAGGUGGAGUACAGUGAAGACCAACAGGCCAUGCUCAAGACUCCCAACACAUUCGCUGUGUGCACAAAACAUCGAGGAAUCCUGCUGCAGGCCAACAAUGAGAAAGACAUGAAUGACUGGCUGUACGCUUUUAACCCUCUGCUAGCAGGAACGAUAAGAUCUAAGCUGGCGAGGAGGCGCAGUGGCCUAAUGAAGAACUGAGUGAGUGAAGCGGCACACAGGAAAGCACGGCUUCUGUUCUUCCUGGAAAGCCUUUGAACAUACCAAGUGUUAACACUUAUUAAUCAUUGUGAUUCUUGACGUUUUCUCUUGUAAGUAGACUUGUGGCUUAAGUCUCCUUUCAUGCGACUAAAAGUUUCAGUUCGGGAAUUUGCCUCCCCCUCUCCCUCCAGCAACCCUCUGCCAACUAAGCUUCCCUCCUCUCUCUUUCUCUUCCCUUCCUUCUCCUCCUGAGCUUUUUGUGUUUUUGUUUUUAUGACAAUGUUUGGGUCUAAUUUUGUUCCGCUUCGUUGUCAUUCCCUAACUCCCUAACUAGUAGCAUGUUGUAAUAGUCUACGUGUGUGUGCACGAUUCUUCAGAAACUGUUCUUUCAGGCCACUAAUUUUCAGUUUGCUAAUCAUCUGUAAAAAAAAAAAAGAACAAUGUCUCUAUCAGUGUUAAAUGUCUCCAGAGAAAAGUUUUAUUUUAUUUUUUAUUAAUAUAUGCCCGCAUGAUAACUACAGCAGUCCUCAGGAGAAGACCAGGUUUGCAUAUUCAAAAAAAUUAAUAAAACAAAUCAGCUAACCUACAGUUCAAAAUAUAAAGGGAAAAUAAAUAAAUAUCUCCUUGUGGCAUUUCAGUUUAUGUUAUGCUACCGAAGGCGAGGUUAUUUUAAGAUCCACUGCUGCUAAUGAAUUCAGAAGUUUUUCUUCUCUUGGUGAGAAGUGGACGCUGCCUCUAGCCCCCCCCCCACCGCCUCUUAAACAGCCUUUAGAAACAAAAACGUUAAGUCCCGACUCAGCCAGACGUGAAGGCAGCACUGGGUUUCCACCGUCAACCACCCACUCCUCAGUCCGUGUACAUACACCAACUCCAACCUCCCAUCGUGCCGUCAUUCACUGAGUGAUUACUUACAAUCAUGUAUUCGUGUCAAAAACACACACUAACUGAAGAAACAUGCAAAAAUAUAUGAAGAUUAUUUCCUAUUUCAGCAGCAGGGAAACAGGAGGAUGGAUGUCCCUGUCGUUUUGCUUUUUCAUCUCAAAAUAAACAAACAACAAAAAAAAAAAAAAAAAACAGGGUUUCCAGGAGAUGAGGAGGAGGAAGAUUUGUACAUACUGUCUGUUCUGGGUUCAUUGUGGUAGUUAAAUCUCAUUUCCUCUCAGCUCCUCCAGUUCUUAGCAGUUUUUUUUUUCUAACGCCAACAUGUUGAGCCUCAAGAGAGUCUUAACAUUUGCUCAUAUUUUGUUUAACCUCUGUCUGAUACUGAAGACAACACUGAAAAUGGCAAAAUAGGAGGAAGAAGUAGGAAAGAGAAUGAAGUUGUAAUGCUUUAGCCUUGACGUCAGUGCUUAAUUGAUGAAGCUGCUAGCACAUAGCCUGCAGGACAGAUGAUAGUCUACCGCAUGACUCUUCACUGUCGUGAUAGCGAAGUAGUUACCGUUCAGCAGCACCACAGCUUACCAUGCGUUCGUUUUCUAUUUCUUGAAUUCAAACCUCUUAACUCAUCUAACUCUCAGUGGGUUAGCUCCUUUUUUUUUAAAAUUAUUUUUUCUAUUAUGUUUUUAAUCAUUCCAUAGGGAAGUUUUAUAUGAAAUGUAACAGAGGGCAUUUGCUUCUUAAUCAAUUUUAUUGGUGUUUAACCUUAUUUUGCACAUUAACACAUAUCUAUAGCAAGACGAGGGCAGAUCACACAUGAUGAGUCCAAGAUUAUUUCUGCGUAUCAGGAACAAUGAUAACUGAGCACAUAUCAAGGCUACACUGGAUCGCUCUUCCUCAGAAAGGUUUGCUAGAAAGAAAGAAGUGAUAUUAAAGGGAUAACAUAUAUUCAAAGGUUUUUAUUUCUGAUAUUGUUUAUGAAAAUAUUUGCUCAUCAUAUGACAGCUGCUACAUUUGGCUUGUGGUAAAUUCUGCCAUUUUUGGUGCCUCUGUCUCUUCAAAGGGUACAACUGUGUUAAGUGCAACUAGGCAUUUAAAAACUCUGGCCAACCAACCAGCAGUAUGCCUACUGUAUCAUAUGAAAGGGACAUUAGGGUUAAAUGUGUUGAAACAGAGGUGGCUGCUGCCUGUUAUAUGUAUCAAUGGAUUUUAUUGGUGACAUCUGUCAUUGUUUGCUCAUCUAAGGACACAAAAUAUUUGCCUCAGAAGUCAGAAUGAAUGAAAACUGCAGAGCGUCACUGCCCUCAGGUCAACCAGCCUGCCGGUCACAGCGAGACAAAAAUCCUGCUGAAUUGUUUCUGAGGAAAUAUUUUGUCUGUCAACAAAGCAACAUGCAAGUAAUAUUACAAAACAUCUAUGCACUGAUCAAAGCUCAAAGUGCAGUGUACCUCACAUUAACCUCAACGGUCUCCACGUGUGUGAGAUACUUAUAUAUGAAUACCUGUCAGAGCAAAUAUUUUCACUUCACUAAUUUGCAGAGGUUUAUUGUUUGGGAUUGUGUAUUUAUUGUUUGCAAUGUAUAUAUUAGUUUGCAGCUCUUUGCACAUAUCAAUAAAAGGUUCAACUAACUGAUCAAAUAAAGUCUGUGCGGUUUAGUUGUUCAACUCAGAAUCAACCAAAUGAUGGCGUGGCAGCCUCCUCCAGUCUGAGCUGGGGGAGCGUUGAAUGUACUAUGAAGCUGUGUGUUUUUCCAUCAUUGAAAAAACAAAAAAAAAAAGGAUUUAAAAAGAGAACUAAAAUGUAACCCACUGCAUCUUUUCAGGGGAGGUGAGUUACAUUUGUGCUUCCUCUUUAUUAGAGAAUAGUUUGAGUGGAAGUCUGCUUUUGAUUUGAAGAAUAUUUACUUGCUAUUCAUAGUCGGCCACUCGAAUUCUAACAAAAUAAGGGUGGUUUUUAACUCAUUUUAUUUUUUUCUAAUAUCAGGGAAUAUAAUACAAAGUAGCUAGUGACAUCUAAAAUGACAGUAUACUAUUGUUGUGAUGGUGUCUUUCCUCACCUCAACACUUUUCUUUUCCCAUUGAUGCCUUUCAAACAAAACUAGCCAUGAUAUUUUCCAUCUUCCCCUCUGACAAUUAAUAUCAGUUAACUGCGCUCCCUUUGGAUUUGUUCAAAAGAAAAAGACAAACCGUGACAUUAACACUGUACAUUAUUUGUCAGACUGGUUUCAUUUUCAUACUUAUUUUGUAAAUAUCUGUGUUGUAUGGAGCUUGAAUUAAAAUGUAAAUAUGUUUACUGUAUUUGUAAUAAUUAUAAUCCAUUCGCUGUAUAGCAUAGAUGUGUCAUGCAGAUAUCCUAAUUCUGUGUAUGGUAAACUUGCACCAUUGAACUGUUUAGUGAAUGAGGCAACAAUAAAAGUGCAAACUGCA